CCUGGCCAAGCUGUUUUAAGUCUUAAUGACUAGUACAGAUUAUAUGUUUCCACUAACCCUUGGCCUACAUUUAAGUGGGAAUACAUCAGAUGUGGAUAUCUGGAACUUUCUAGGCCCCUGUCUCUGAAUUCCUGGUUCCUGGACUAAAGAGCCCGCUAGUUGGUGCCUGAUAUCCACACAGCAAAAAUGUUUGCAAAACUAAAGAAGAAAAUUGCAGAAGAGACAGCUGUUGCCCAGAGGCCUGGAGGUGCGGCUCGGAUCCCAAGGUCGGUGAGCAAGGAAUCGGUUGCCUCUGUGGGAGCUGACUCAGGAGAUGACUUUGCUUCCGAUGGAAGCAGCUCCAGAGAAGACCUUUCAUCCCAGCUUUUGAGAAGGAAUGAACAGAUACGGAAAUUAGAAGCCAGGCUUUCUGACUAUGCUGAACAGGUCCGAAACUUGCAGAAGAUAAAAGAGAAGCUUGAAAUUGCAUUAGAAAAACACCAGGAUUCUUCCAUGCGGAAAUUUCAAGAGCAGAAUGAGAUAUUCCAAGCCAACAAGGCCAAAAUGGCAGAAGGACUGACUUUGGCACUAGCCAGAAAGGACCAGGAAUGGUCAGAAAAGGUGGAUCAACUUGAAAAGGAGAAAAGAUUCCUGACAGCUCAGUUACAGGAAAUGCAAAGCCAGAGUUUGAAUCUUUUCCAAAGGAGAGAUGAAAUGGAUGAAUUAGAAGGAUUCCAGCAGCAAGAACUAAGUAAAGUCAAGCAUAUGCUCUUAAAAAAAGAAGUAUCUCUGGGGAAAAUGGAACAAGAGUUGGAGGCAAGAAUCAGAGAACUUAGCCACACCCAGGAGGAGCUGGUGAUGUCCAAUCAACAGACUUUAGACUUACGCCAAAAGCUUGAAGAGUUGCAGAGACUAUGCUCAACGCUGGAAGAACAGAGAGACCACAUGACAGCUUCAAACUCAGGUGCGGAAAGUACAAUCACAGCUCUGAAGCAAAAGGAACAAGAGCUCCAAGCGUUUGUUCAGCAGCUUUCCACCGAUUUGCAAAAGAUCACUGAUGAAGCCCGGGAGAAAGAACAGCUCAUCACCCAUUUGCAGGAGAAGGUCGCAUGUUUGGAGAAAAGACUGGAGCAGAACUUGUCAGGGGAAGAGCACCUGCAGGAGCUCCUGAGAGAGAAAUCCGUUGCUGAGCAGAAUCUGGAAGAUACCAGACAGCAGCUCUUGGCAGCCAGAAACAGCCAGGCCCGGACCAUCGAGCUCCUGGAAACGAGGGUGAAGGAACUGGAGCAGAGCUUGCAAGUAUCUGAGGAGAAGCUGAAGCAGAGCAGUAACCUGGUCGUGGCGCAAGAAGUUCAGAUCCUAGAACUGGCCAGCGCCCACCAGGAGAGGAGCCACGCACAGCAGCAGGUCCUGGCCCUGGAGCAGCAGUGCAGAGAACGCACCCAGGCACUGGAGACCCAGCUUGCAGCCCUGGAGCAAGCACGGGAGACUGAACGGACAGCUGCCCAGCAGGGCAUGAGAGAGUUGGAGCAAGAAAAUACAGCGCUGAGAGAAAGUAAGAACGAAUAUGAGCUUUCUUUACACCAGCACCAACUUGAACUAACGACGCUGAAGGAAGAAUGGAGCCAGAAGGAACGGGUGAACAUGGCUGUGGCCCAAGCCCUGGAUGAGGUGCAGAAGCAGCGGGAAAAGCUCCAGGAGCAGGUGGCUCACCUGACGGCUGCUGUCAGUGAGAAGGAGCAGAGUCUGCAGGAGAAGACAGAAGCAGCGCUCAGGACGGAACAGGAGCUCCUGCAGCUGCAGCAAGGUCACGACGAAGCCCUGCUGCAGAUGCGCAGGCUACAGGAUGAGCUGGAGGCCUUGCAGAGCCUUCGGGCGGAGGAGGCCCAGGACGACCUGCUGGGGCUACCAGCUCAGGAGCAGGGGGUGGCACCGCAGGUGACCUCAGAGGCCCUGCAGGACCCCGGGGACCAACUCCCAGCAGCAGGAAUACCCAACGGCGAGCUGGGUGACACAGACCUCAGGCAGCUCCAGCAGGAGAAGUGGGACUUGGAGCAACAGCUCCGGGAGAAGAACAAGACCAUAAAACAGAUGCAACAGAGGAUGCUGGAACUCCGGAAGACGCUGCAGAAGGAGCUGAAAAUUCGACCUGACAACGAGCUCUUUGAAGUCCGGGAGAAGCCGAGCGCCGAGUUGCCCAGCCUGGCCCCCGCAGUGACCGGUGCCGCUGACCUGACCGACGCUCGGGAGAUCAACUUCGAGUACCUGAAGCACGUGGUUUUAAAGUUCAUGUCCUGUCGCGAAUCCGAGGCCUUCCAGCUUAUAAAAGCUGUGUCAGUGUUGCUGAACUUCUCACAGGAGGAAGAGAACAUGCUCAAGGAGACUUUGGAGUACAAGAUGUCCUGGUUCGGGUCCAAGCCGGCUCCCAAGGGCAGUGUUCGGCCAUCCAUCUCCAGCCCUCGGAUCCCGUGGUCCUAGGGGAGCCAGCCCAGGAAGGGGCUCCCUGGACACUUUCUGUUGGAAGAACACUAACACAGCAGGCAGGGUGGGUUUUUAUCACUGAAGCUGCAGUAUUUUGUACAAGCGUCUAAACAUUGUUUACAAGACCUGAGGCCCCUUCCCUGUAGGCUGUUAAGACACUUCAGGCGGUAGUGGGUCUCCUGUGUCAUUCUAAUCACCUUGUGGGGACCUGCCACACCGCUCAUUUCCACAAUGCUGUUAAGAUUCCAGCACUGGCCAAGGCCCCUCACACCCAAGUCCACUGAUCUUACGUUGGCAAUUAAAGCAUUAAAGCGGAAGCCAUCAGCAGCUGUCAGAGGAGCCACAGCCCUGCUGCCAGCUACUGUGAAGCUGGGCGUGACCCAACAGCCUUGGGAAGGGAGCGCAGCAGCCAGACCUGCUGAGGCCACGAAGGACCUGCUUGACGCAGGCUGCUUUUCUGAUCCCUCCCCAGGAGCAUGCUUGGCUUCUGCUGAGGUAGAAGAGGCUUCUUAACUUUUCCUAUCAAGAAAAUAGUCUUUGACCUUUACUUCCCCAACCACCGAGACCUUCGGUAUUGUCCAUCUCGCUGGUACUCUGGGACCAGCCUGGACUCCUGAAUAUGCAAUUCCCUGACAGAAGCCCAUUUUAUGGAAGAAAAGUAGAUGUGUAAAAACUCUAAUGGUACCAAAUACACUCAAAUGCCUUUUUACUGAAUGUCCUUGUCUUGGAUAGGUUGCUGGUAAACCAUUUUAAACUAUUUUUUUAUAGCUGAAGUUGUUCACUAUUAUAAAUGUCUUCUGUAUUAUAAAAUUAACUGGUUUUCUUAAAGGAAAUUCAGAGCAUCAAGAGGAAAUAUUUUCUGGGAUGGGGAUGCCAGUGCCCUUUGUAAUUUUGCUGAACUCUGUGGUUUUUCAUUUGCUUUGCUCUUGAUUCUGUGUUUUAACCUGGAGAAAUGCCAAUCACACCUGCUGUUCAGAAGAGUGCUGUCCUUCCCCCUAGCCUUGACCAAGACAUUAGGUGCACUCUCCCUUGAACAUGGAGCUUCAACCUCAAUAUACUUCCAAUGACACGAGGCCGGAGCAGUGGCACAAGCGGUAGGGCAUUUGCCUUGCACGUACUAACCUAGGACGGACCUCAGUUCGAUCCCCCGGCUUCCCUGUAUACAUAUAUGGGUCCAGCUGCAGAAAGUGGGAUUAUGAAGCCAAAUGUCUGUUCAUUAUGAGGGGAAAUGAAUGUGCUUGCCCUGGAUAAGUCAUCGUUUCAAACCUAAAGGGAAACCAUUUUAUUUAUAUUUAUACGUUUCAUGGUUAAAUAAGAAACGGAGUUAAUAGCUAGAGCUCCUAAAUGUAUUGUCAGUUACCCCAUGACAUAAGUGAUAUAUCUCAGUUAUGCUUAGGGCUCAAACAUCAGUGACCUACCUCCUCCCACGGUCCCUCCCUGCAGCUUUGUCUGCGUUUAGAACACUAGUUUUCGUUUCCUCAUGGGUUCGUGUUCUUUGGACAGUAAGGUGUCUUCUGAACAGUUCUGUUCUUUGGACAGUAAGGUGGACUUUUAUAAAUCAGGACUUCCGCCUUCCAGGACAGACCCGAAGAGCUUCAGAAUUCAGAGCUUGGCAAAGGCACAGCAACAUAGCACAGCUCCAGCCACCGCCUUUGUGGCCACUGAGCUGGUUUCAGACACUCCUACGGCCCCCACUAAGACUUACUUGCUUAGGGAGGAGUCAUGCUGAUUAGGCUUUCUUCCUGCAUGGUGAAUUUCCUUCAGCUUUAAGAGGAAGCGUGGAAUAAAUAUUUGAAGUAAUUGAAUGCACUUUUACUUGUAUAAAGCAUUUUGUGGCGGUAUAUAACUUCCCACGGCGUCUGACCUUGAUUUCCCAGUUGUACAUAGAAAUGUACUAUCUAUAUCUACUGUAGAAACUCAUUUGUGGUGCAAUAACUUUUUGAUUAAAGCUCUUCAAUCCAGA
Suncus etruscus (white-toothed pygmy shrew) is the source of this 4423-nucleotide messenger RNA. RefSeq names its product golgin A1 (gene GOLGA1). Gene Ontology annotation, cellular component: Golgi apparatus. The record is from RefSeq and is a predicted model, not a curated record. Bases 187 to 2457 code for a protein of 756 amino acids. The transcript has 22 exons. NCBI's taxonomy places the organism in Eukaryota, Metazoa, Chordata, Mammalia, Eulipotyphla, Soricidae.